AGUAGCAAUCACUCGCACCAGUCUUCCUCCCGCUGUUGGAAUCUCAUGGAAAAGAACGGCCAGAAGAGCGGGAAAUGAAUUUAGCUCACAAUGAGGAAAUUAAACCUCGGAAAGCUACGUUGUUCCACACAGUCAGCCGCCAGUAGUCAGUCUCUAAGCGGUUCAUACGCAAGAAAUCAGUCACAGACGACUAUUUCCAGUUUUUUCAUCACUAAACCUUUGGUGAACAAUCCUUGCUCAAGUGAAACCGGCAGGAAAACAGCUGAUGGAAGUAAGCUCACAAAAAGUGCUAAGAGGUGUGCCAGUGAUGUAACUCACAGUGAAGACAAGGACAGUUCAAGCACACAACAUUCAAAAAGGCAAAGAAUCAAUCUGGAUCUGCAUUCCUUAAAGGAAUAUGUAGUGGAAGAUCGUGUCACACUGGAUAAUAAGGAAGAGCUGAGUUGUUCUACAAUGGCUAAAUUAAACUGCUUUAGGAAAGAUUCAAAUAUCCCUGAUUCACAUGGUGACAAAAAGCUGAGAAAUCUGCGUGUCACAGAAAAACAUGGAGACAGAAAAGAGCUGGAUAAAAAUCAUAACAACAUGAGUAUUGGUGGAACUAGGGAUGAUGAUGUUGGUGAUGGUUUAGAACCAAUGGAUUUUAAUGGCAGUGCACAUCAGGAAAACUUAGACGUCACUAAAUUUGCUUGUACAUCACAUCUAUCUGGAAGACCAAUUCAGAACAUCAAAAAUGUAGCAGAAAAGAAUGAAACAGAAAGAUGUAAACCUGUAAACUCAAGGACUAAAUCCACAUAUACACCUUUAGAACUUCAGUUUCUUGAAGUAAAAUCCAAGUACCUUGAUGUUAUUUUACUUGUGGAAUGUGGAUACAGAUACAGAUUCUUUGGAGAAGAUGCUGAGCUUGCUGCUAAGGAACUGAACAUCAUGUGCCACUGGGAUCACAACUUUAAGACAGCAAGCAUUCCUAACCACAGGCUGCAUGUUCAUGUCAAGAGAUUGGUCAGUAAAGGUUAUAAAGUUGGAGUGGUGAAGCAAACAGAGACUGCUGCACUAAAAGCUGCUGGAGAUAACAAGAGUAAUCUAUUCACAAGAGAACUACAGUCGCUGUAUACUAAGACCACACUGGUUGGGGAAGAUAUGAAGACUAUGGAAGAUUUAGAUGAAGCAGACUCUGUGGAGAUGGGAAGUGGAUAUCUUAUGUGUCUUGUCGAAGGUGAUCCUCAGGAUUCCAAAAUAAGCAGUGAUAGAAAGGUGUUUGGCAUAGUGGCAGUUCAACCAUCCACUGGCAAUGUCAUAUAUGAUGACUUUCAAGAUGGACCAAGCUGUAUGGAGCUAGAAACACAUCUUGAACACAUUUGCCCUGAAGAAUUACUCCUUCCAGAAUCUUUGACCAUCCAAACAGAAAACUUCAUCAAAGAUUAUGUUACAAGGGUGCAAAGACCAGAGGACAGUGUAAGGCUUGAAAGAAUAUCUGAUCAACUUUUCGAUCAUUCCUCUUCUCUGAAAUGCAUCACUGAAUUUUAUGGGGAACAAAAGCCGGUGAGGAAUGAGGAACUCUGCAAAGUUAACAUUACCAAAGAAUUGCAGUGUAACGAGCAAGAAAACAAUUCAGCAUUGGAAAUAAUCCUCAAACUUCCCAAAUCAGUGCAGACAAGCUUUGCGGCACUUAUAAAGUACCUUAAAGACUUCAAGCUUGAAAAAAUUCUCAGAUUGGCAAGUAACUUUUCAAGAUUUUCUGUAAAGAACAAAUUUCUAAAAUUGAAUGGACAAACUCUGAGGAACUUGGAAAUAUUCAAGAAUCAGACAAAUGGUGGCGAAAAGUCGUCUUUAUUCUGGGUCAUUAACCACACAACUACAGCAUUUGGGCGAAGGCUUUUAAAGAAAUGGAUUUCUCAACCUCUGCGAGAUGCCAGUGAGAUCGAGAGGAGACUUGACGCCGUCACAGAGUUGUGUGGUCCUAAUAGAUCGUGUAUGGCAUCUUUGAAAGGUCUCUUGUCGCAGCUUCCCGACUUAGAGAGAGGAUUAUGCACCAUCUACCAUAAAAAGUGAACACCAGCAGAGUUUGUGCCAAUAACCAAAGCUCUGGUGAGGGUUACAAAACACGUGCAGUCAAACUACGAGGUAGCUACAAGCAAAUUGGAAUCUUCACUUCUGAGAAACGUUUUCAGUGAGGUCCCAAACUAUUUGGAGGAUGUUGAAGAUUUUCUCCGACUGGUUGAUGAAAAGGCUGCCAAAGACGGUGACAAAACCAAGCUGUUUUGUGACCAAACGCAGUUCCCUAUGUUAAUGAAAUGUAAUUUGGAAAUCGAGAAGAUUCUGACCGAUUUAAGAAAUCAUCGCUCGGAGUUUAGACAGGUGUUACGACAUCCAUCUUUGGAUUACUGCUGUGUUUCAGGAAACGAGUUCUUAAUCGAAGUAAGGAACACGAAUAUGAAGACAGUGCCUUGCGAUUGGAUCAAAAUAAGCGCUACAAAACAGGUGUCCAGAUUUAGAACACCAUUCGUAGAGGACAAGUUCAAACUUCUUUGCCAGUGGCGGGAACAACUGUCAAUCUGCUGUCAAGAGGCAUGGCUAGAAUUUCUAGCGCUGUUCUCAGAAGCGUGUGCCAGAUACCGGCGUGCUGUAUGUCACAUCGCCACACUCGACUGCUUGUUCUCCUUGGCUACCGUGGCCAGCCAGCGAGGUUUUAUCAGGCCUGUCGUAAAAGACUGUGGAGCCCAUAUUUACAUUAAACAAGGACGACAUCCAGUGUUGGAUACGCUUCUUUCAGAGAAUGAACAGUUCGUCCCGAAUGAUACUCACAUGGAUGUCAACAGCAAUCGUUGCAUGAUCAUUACAGGACCAAACAUGGGAGGAAAGAGUUCCUACAUAAAACAGGUUGCCUUGAUUGUUAUUCUUGCCCAGGUCGGCUCAUUUGUACCAGCCGAAGAAGCACGGGUUGGAGUUUUAGAUGCAGUUUUUACAAGGAUGGGGGCUACAGAUAGCAUUUACAAAGGACAGAGUACAUUCAUGGUUGAACUUCAGGAAACGUCUGACAUUAUUGCCCAGGCUACUUCUAAGUCACUUGUCAUUCUUGAUGAGUUGGGCCGCGGUACUAGUACUCAUGACGGCACGGCCAUUGCCUAUGCCACCGUACACCACUUCAUUAGCAAGAUAGCAAGCUUGACUCUGUUUGUAACACACUAUCCGUCUCUAGCGGAGCUGGACAGAUUCUUCCCAAACCAAGUCACCAACAAUCACAUGGCAUUCAUGACAUCAGAAGAGCAGGGCACCACCUGUGCCGAGGGAGGGGAAGGUGAAGACAACAAUGUCGCGUGUCCCGUCGUACCGUCAGUUACGUUCCUUUACCACUUGGUGAAUGGAGCGGCUGCUAGGAGCUACGGGUUAAAUGUGGCUCGCUUGGCGGGAAUUCCGAAUGAAAUAAUUAACACAGCGGCCGCAAAAUCACGUGAAAUGGAGAACUUGAUAAUGUCAAGACGAUCGAUCAAAACCAGUUUUGAGGAAAUUUUCUCAAAAUCGCCAACAACACAUGAAGUGAUCGAGCAGCUGAAGACUUCUUUGGAGAAGAUUUCACCCGAUUUCUGAGGCUAAAUUACGUCAUUACUUGAUAUUCAUACAAAGUAAAUGCAGUUUUUUUCUCCUUUAAAAUUUAUUUUCCUCAUUUUCACGCGUAGCCAAACGAUAAUUAGAUGCUGAUCCAUUAUCAAGACAUGUGGGAUGCACCAGACCAAGUUACCAUAAAUAGCCGCGUAAAACUUGCGAUAAAAAGAUUUGAUCUAAAAACAGCACACUCCAUGGAAAACGAGAUUUUGUACCUUUGAAAGAAUGUCUCCUUCACGCAAUGUAGUGGACGUGUAUAUCAGUAAACUUGAUAACUUUUAUGCUAUUCCUGAUGGAAACUUGCUUGCAAAGUGUGGCCUUCGGAGAGGAACCACACAUAGGUAAACAGUUAACCGGUUUUAGACACUUGAAGACAGUGUUCACCUUCACUUGUAAGCUAUUAAAGAGUGGCUUGGCCAAUUCAGAUUUACUUAAAUUAAAACACAGCUUGGUCUAAAAGCUGCGACAGAAUUCCAAAUUUUAGGGUCUUGGUAGAGGAGGGGACCUUAACAGGUCAUACAAUGUGACGCGCACCAAUACAUCAGAACCAAUCAGAGAGUCCUAUUUACGCAGGGAAUUACUUUCAUUUUCCCGCGAUUCCAAGGCUUUGUUUCUACAUUAUACAGGGCACGCCCAAGAGCCAUCAUUGAAAAAAUAAACAUACCAAGAAAUUCGUA
Messenger RNA from Stylophora pistillata, 4277 nucleotides. RefSeq names its product DNA mismatch repair protein Msh3-like. Gene Ontology annotation, biological process: mismatch repair; mitotic recombination. Gene Ontology annotation, cellular component: nucleus. The record is from RefSeq and is a predicted model, not a curated record. Gene Ontology annotation, molecular function: ATP binding; ATP-dependent DNA damage sensor activity; mismatched DNA binding. Lineage: Eukaryota; Metazoa; Cnidaria; Anthozoa; Scleractinia; Pocilloporidae.